Molecule: messenger RNA, 933 nt
Organism: Trichosporon asahii var. asahii CBS 2479
Lineage: Eukaryota; Fungi; Basidiomycota; Tremellomycetes; Trichosporonales; Trichosporonaceae
Exons: 3
Coding region: 1-933 (310 amino acids)
Source: RefSeq, a predicted model, not a curated record
AUGGCCGCCAUCCGUCUUCCUCGUCGUCUGAGCCAACCCCACAAGCAGGUGGAGGAGCGGAGAGCGACGUCCUUCCUCGGCUUAAUCUUACCACUCGUCCGCCGAAUCCCGCUCUCUCGCGUCCGCAUUCACGCCCCGCUCGCACCACUCGGCCGCCUGCGCCGGGCGAUCGCACAGGCCUCGCAGAAGGCCCGCCAAUUGGGUGGCAAACCCAUACUCAAGAAGCACACCCGCCCCCCUGCACCCACCCCUGUCGAGAAUAUCUGUUCCUCCGACGUCGGCCCCGACAAGACCAAAGUCGCGGGGUCCGGCCCCGCACAAGAGGCACGCACCGCUGCCGCCGAGCAUGACGUCGCCGAGCUUGAGAAACGAGCCGCUGCCGCCGAGCAUGAUGUCGCCGAGCUUGAGAAACGAGCCGUUGCCGCCGAGCGUGAAGUCGCCAAGCUUCAGAAUCGAGCCGCUGCCGCCCAGCGUGAUGUUGCUGCGGCCGCCGCCCGUGCGGAAGGCGCUCAACAAGCGUACGUCAAGGUCGUCGACCGUCUCUUACAGGCCGAGGCCGCCGUCGUCGCUGCCUCAGCAAGAGCUGUAGCCGCGGAGGGACGGGCGAGGGAGGCGGAACGUGCGGGAAACGACAUUGCACGGCAGCUACCACUCGUUCAGCGCGACUUGCACCAUGCCCAAGCGGAAGUCGCUUCCGAACGCGCGUACGCCGACCAGACGCUGGAGAAGCACAACGAGCAGCAGGCGGAGCUGCGUCGCAUCAUCGACGCCUGGGCAGAGCCGAACGUCUCUCCUCGUCACCCGGACCACCGUCUCAACCCGCCGGCACCGGUAGCGCACGUCAACGCCGGCUCCGGACCCCCACCCGCAUUCAGCCUGAUCGCCAAGCCCGAUCCAGCAAGAAGUAAGCCCCUUCAGUACACGCCGUAUUAA